AUUACAGGCACGAGCCACUGAGCUGGGCCUCCAACUUCCAGAUUUCUUUUGGAAGAAAAAAGAAAUCUUUUUCAAGAUGUUUUUGGCUAUUUGAAAUUCCUCAUGAAUUUUAUGGUAGGUUUUCUAUUUCAGCAGAGUGUCACGGGUACUUUUAUAGGAAUUUUAUGAAUCUGCGGAUCACUGAGAAAUAUCGUCUUCCUAUCUGUGAACACAGGCCAUUUCCGCAUGGCCAGUGUUUCAGCCUUCCAUCCAAGCCAGCAGCAAGCAACAGAGUCACGGAACAGAAGGACUGUGUGGUCCCGACCUGCCUCACAAGUGACACGGGAACCUCUAUUCAGUGGACCUUCAGUGACCGCAGUCUGCAGGUCACAGAGAACGUGAGGCUGUCCUGGGACCGCUGCAUGCUCAGCAUAGACCCCAUUAGGAGGGAGGACUCUGGGGAGGGUCAGUGAGAGGUCUCCCACACGGCCAGCUCCUGCAGAAGUGAGCCCCUCACACUGACUGAAACACCAGCCACCUCAGUCCCCCCACAAGGUAGUCAGCUCUAAAUCGAUGCUUUUCCUGUAAAAUCUUGGUAAAUCACCUACUUCCUUUGUAGAGCCCUUGUGAAGAGCAAUGGGAUGGAGGUGGAAGGUCCUUGGAGAACGUUUCAAUAAAUGCUCAGCGUUGGCCGGGCGCGGUGGCUCAAGCCUGUAAUCCCAGCCCUUUGGGAG
Saimiri boliviensis boliviensis (Bolivian squirrel monkey) is the source of this 713-nucleotide messenger RNA. Lineage: Eukaryota; Metazoa; Chordata; Mammalia; Primates; Cebidae. The record is from RefSeq and is a predicted model, not a curated record.